This is a messenger RNA of Malurus melanocephalus (red-backed fairy wren), 3435 nucleotides long. RefSeq names its product centromere protein I (gene CENPI). Gene Ontology annotation, cellular component: kinetochore. NCBI's taxonomy places the organism in Eukaryota, Metazoa, Chordata, Aves, Passeriformes, Maluridae. The record is from RefSeq and is a predicted model, not a curated record. The coding region runs from base 190 to 2430 and encodes 746 amino acids. The transcript has 21 exons.
CGCGGGGCGGUGGCGGCGGGGUUUGAACGCAGGGACGGUUGGAGCCGGCGGGAGGCGUCUGUGGAGGAGAACCAGCUCUCUAAUGUCCCUCAGCUGUGGGAGGUUUSUCUCUUUUCUUGCCUAAUGAAGGAUUGGCUCUCAUAUUACAAAUGAGUAAAAUUCUCCAGUCUCAGCUGGCAGUCUGAAAGGAUGCAGCGAAGACGGAGUUCUAAGACCCCGAAGCAGCCUCUGCACGUUUUCCAUAAAAGCCAAACUGAUCUCUCUGCGUGGCGAAAAGGAGGGAGAAUUAACCCUGAAAAAAGUUUGCAGAAUAAUCUAUCUUCUAAUGAUCAGAAAUAUGAUAGCCAGGAAAGYUCUCUGGAACAAGCUUUGAGCUACUUGGAGAAAGUUCAAAACCCUGUUGCACUGAAGAAGAACACUGUUCUGCAGAAACACUUGGCUACUGUGGAAAGCACUGCCCUGCAACAAGGGCUGCCCCCUGAAGCAUUUGAGAUACUGCUGAGUGCGGUGCUCAGUGGAAAAUUUGUUGAUACGGUGAAUACUCGUUUAUUGAAGAGCCUCAUUCCAACCUCAGUGAUACCAGAAAGUUCUCUGGUUACAGCUGUGUCUUGGCUCUGUGCCAGCAAAUGCUCAAGCAGCAUCCAGGUGCUUUUUUUAAGGUGGUUGAUCACAGUGUUUGACUUCAUCGAUCACAAGGAACAACUUCAUGCUCUCUAUGGUUUCUUCUUCUCCUUCCUGCAAGAUGAGAAAAUGUGCCCCUACAUCUGCCACCUGCUCUACCUGCUGACCCGGAAAGAAAGUGUCAAGCCUUUUCGGAUUAGGAAAUUGCUUGACCUCCAAGCAAAAAUGGGAAUGCAGUCUUAUCUGCAAGCUCUACUGUCACUUUACAAACUUUUCUGCCCGGAACAGGUGACCAUAACCCUUCCUGGGAAAAUGAAGACUUAUUUCAAGAGUUCAGAGGGCCCGUGGAAAGCAGCCAUCACUGCAGUAAGGCAAAGAAACCAGGGACCCUCUCCCCUGUCCCAGGCAGUGUUUUUAGGCACAUCUCAACCUCAGUCACGAAAAAGGAAAUGGAACGCUCAGUUGGUUAUACCUGCAAGUAGUACAAACACAAAUAACUUAGAAGAGGACAGGGAAAAGAGCAGUGUUGAGUCGUACAGCGCAAAUGCGUCUUUUCCAGUGGAGCAGCUGCGCACCUUCCCUCAGCUCCUACAAAACAUUCACUGUCUAGAGUUUCCCUCCCAGAUGGGUUCAGUGCUAACAAACCCCUUAUUGCUUCAUUACAUGAACUGUGUGAAAGAUGAAUCUAUUUACCUGAGGCUCUACUAUUGGAUGGGCCAGAUGCUCCAGGAAGAAUGCACCUGGUGUGUGGUUGAUAACCCAAAUGAAGAAGAAUUCAAGAGCUUCCUGGACACUGUCUACAAGGCAGAAUGUUUCUUGCAGGAAGGACUUGCUGACUGUGAAGAGUUCCUGUAUAGGACCCUUCCUCUCUGGGAUGGUGUCUGCUGCCGGUCAGAAGUCCUCAGACUUGUGAGUUGGAUCCCCCUCAGCAGUGUCUCUGACAUUAAGUCAAAUCUCUAUGAUCCACUGGCACAGCUUUUUUACACAUCAUCCAUUUACUUUAAGUGCAGCGUUCUUGAGACCCUGAAACAGCUGUUGCAGAACUGGUUAAAUUGCAAUGYGAUUCAAAUGGAUUCAGAGUUUUCUUCCUUGAACACCACCCUUUCUGGGCUAGUAAACGUGGUGGCUGAACUGGUCCACUUUGUUGGACGGAUCUCUACURUUGCACUGCGUUUGGAAAACAAUUCCACGUUCUUGCUCUACUUCAUUCUGGAUUUCUAUGAGACCGUGUGUGACAUGUACCUGAAGUACAAUCUGCCUUUGCUGAUAAUGCCUCCUGCUGGGGUUUUCUACCCAGCACUGCUCUGCAUGGAUUCUGUCAACUUGAAUCAGCUCUGCUACAUUAUGUACAGGUAUCGAACCAACUUGGUGGCUGCAAAAGAAAAUGAGCUGAGUAAAAAGAAAAUACUKCAGUUCAAGUUCAGUAACCAGACAUACCAAGAGUACAACCAGUACAUAACAGCUAUGGUGGGCUGUCUGUGGACAUCCAGUGUAUUCCAGAAGGAUAUUCAUCCUCAAGGUCUUCGUAUGGAUGAUGAACUGCUGAGUAAAACUGCAGUGAAGGAAUUAAAAAACAGCUUUAACAUUGUCUACCAUCCAGCCAUGAUGGGCUACUCUGUUCACUUCCUGCAGCAGGCUUGUCCUGAUGAUACCACCUUCAACUUCAGAUUUAUUAAGGGGAAGAAGUGGGACUGGUAUCUGGAAUAUCUCUAUGCUCAGGGUUUGAAGGGGCUGAAGGUCUUUAUUGAGAGCAGCAUCAGUCGUGUUUCCCAGGCCGCUCGCAGUAAAGCGGAGAACAUGCAAAUGUGACUCUGGAAUUCACCGGAAUUGUCAUCUGGAGCAGACCAGCAGACUCUAAAGGACUGUGYCACUAAUUCUUCCUCAGAGGAAAGAAACAGAUCAAUUACCCUUAUCUCCACUUUUGUACUGACAUCUCUCUUAUGAAAAUGAAAACACAGAAGGGUUGUUUAGGCUGGCUUGGUUCACUGGCACUGAACUCUCUCUUGUCCCUGCUGAAUUUCUUUGGUCUGAAGCUGGUGAGCUGUGCUUCUAUAACAUCCACCUUUUUUACCCUAGUGUUUCUCUGUUGGAGUAUCUAUUUUGAUUGAGAAACAAACAUUUUCCAUCUCAAAACUGCAUUGAGCAGCGCUGUUUUAUAAGUAAUGCUGAUCCUUGACCUGCUUUGUCUUCCUCAACAGCAGGUAAUGAGGAACAACUAAAUCAACUCAACAACUGAACAAAGCCUUUCAGGGAUGCUGUGUGUGUAUUGGAUUGGAGCAGUGUGUUUCCCAAUCCCCUGUAAAUAGURACUUUUAACAGGCUGACCAAGCUGACCUUCCUGAAAUAAACUUUCAUUUUGRGGCUUCCAGAAAAGACUUUUUGCUAGCUUAGGUUAUAAUGAAUUUCUAAUUCAGCUGGAAAAUUUGAUGUUCAGUUGAUGGUUUAUUGAUUUGAGCCACCAGCUGACUGUUUUCUACUCAAAAGUACAAAUGUGGCUUCCCUUUCUGUGUUCUUAGCUCUGUAGGUGUUGUGUAUUAUAUGUGUACAUAUAUAUAAUUUAUAUUCUGUAACAUGUUUCCAAUGUGUUACUUUGUAAAAAACUGUUCUACAAAAUGCAUCUUCUCCUGUCAUUUUAUUUUACCUCUGAGUAUAAGCUGAGAGAAGCUGAACUGAGGUUUCCAAAAUUUAAAUGAACUUUAUUUUUCUGCUAUAAAGCAAGGUUUUAACCACCGGUGAGUUGGGUUAGAUUAUACUGAAUUUUGCAUUGUUAAUCUGUACUUUGACUCAGUAAAGGAAUCAGUCCUGAGAGCAACU